GAACACUUCGAAUCUUUCGUCUUACAAAUAUACUAGUAUAUAGUUGAUUUCUCUUUUCUGGGGUGUUUUGUUGGCCACCUUUGACGUUUGGAGCCAUGGAUCCGUUAUUGUUAGCUGGAGUGACUGUGUUUUUUACAGUUUGUAUUUCCAUCGUUUUAGUUGGGUUUUUCCUGUUUCGCGAGGAAAAGUUUGAGGACCAUGUCGCUCAACAAGCUGAACAAGAUGCKGCUAUCUUUACUCGUCCAACUUCUACAAAAGCAAGUAAGAGCAAAGCUAAGCCUGGUCGACGAAAGAAGAAGCAUUCAGAGAAUGAAGGMGAAGGAGUUAUCGCCGGUCAUGAGGCUGACCAGCAGGAAGGUGCCGUUUCGCAAGAUUUACCGGCAGAUACUACGAAGGAGCAUGAGUCCAGUGAAAAACCUAAGUCUAUUUUAAAAGAAAAGAAAAACAAAUCAAAAAAGCAGGCUUCAGUAAAGACUGAAACACAAGCAGCAAACGAGAGGCACACACAYUUUGAAGAUGAACCUAAAGUGGUUGUAGAGGAAGCUGUUUCUGUGCAAGAAUCUUCUCCGCUUGAAUCCGCUUUACCGACAUCUGAACCACCGGAGUAYGAACCCAAACCAGUCGUUAUGGAAGAAAUACAAGCUGAGGUCCAAACUACUGUGAAUGCUGAACCCCAAGCCACUAAGAAAACAAAAACUAAGGCGAAGACACUGAAAGAAAAGUCACAAUCAGUUACAGGUGAAAUAAGUAGCAAGAGUUURUUAAACUCUCUUAAGACKGCUAACCUMAAUGCAACAGAACUUCAAGACUUGAUUGAYGUUCUUCUCAACAAACAGGGCGACAAUGCACAAUGGAAGUCCACCACUAAGGGUGAUGAUACAGAAAUGCUGAAAAGGCAAUUGCAAGAGAAGGAGCAAUUGGUAUUGGAUGAGAAAAAACAAUCUUUGAGUGCUGCUAAUAAGCUGAAAGAACUAAGAGAUGAAAUUCAACAAGAGCGUAUUAAGCAAAAAGCACAAUACACAGCUGCAAGUAAUAAAAUAACAUCCCAGACCAAGGAACUGCAAGCAAUGCAGGCAAGAAUGAAGGCUACACAUGAUAGUCAUGCUCAAGAAGUUCAGACAUUGCAAAACCAAUUGAGAAGGUUUCAAGAAAUGGUGAAUUCUUCRUCAAUGUCCUCUGUGCAAAGACUUCAAGAGGAAAAUGCACAAUUAAAGAAUGCUUCAAUGAGGGCCUCCCAGCUGACUGCAGACAAAGAAUCCCUUACUGCUGAGCUGCAUAAACUACAGCAAAGUCAUCGUCAGUUAAAGGCUGACCUUGCUGCAAGGAUUGAACAGUUUCAGCAAGUGGACAGUCAUCGYCAAGUUCUUGAAAAACAAAUCCAUGAUUCCAAAAUGCAACAGAACUCCAAGCAAGAGGCAGAAAAAGUCCUGAACAAGCGUCUUAGUGAAGUUAAUGAAGAAUUARAGAAAGCCGAAGCAAGAGAAUCCAAACUCAAGAAAGCUAUGGAAGAAGAAGAGCAAAAAUGCAAAAGCCUGGCAGAGCAGCUGAGUAAAGCAGAAAAUAGCAAAUCUAAUGAGACAGACUCCAUGAAUACGCUCACUAGUAAGCUGACUGAAGCAACCACCAGGGUUGCUGAACUAGAAAAAAUGUUCACAUCAGUAGAAACCCAGUUAAGGGAGUCGRAGGAAAAACAGGUCUCUAAGGAUAAAGCAAUAAAGGAUCUGAAAGAAAAGCUAUACCAAGCAAAGUUUUAUUUAUUUUUUAUCAUCUUUUCUUGGCAGGAKGGAAAUGACAUGCCAUCUGAUCCUAAACUACUUAAAGAAAAGGAUGCCACAAUUUCAAAACUAACUGAAGAGAUGAACAAACAAACUGAGGAAAUAGCAAACUUAAAAAAUGCUGUUGAACAAGAAAAGAAAAAGAACAAUGACCUGAGAACAAAGAACUGGAAGGCCAUGGAAGCCUUGUCAGCAACUGAGCAAUCAAUAAAGUCUGAAAUAGAUAAUGCUGUGCGACAAGCCAAGGCUGAAGCCAAACAAGAGGCAGYACAUGUAAUGUCAACCUCUAAUGAAACUCAACAAGAACUGUCCAAAAUCAAAGAAGAUCUUGCUGAAGCAAAGGCUGACAUGAAAAAAAUGGAAGAGACAAUUGAACAGCAGAAAAAGAAAAAUAAUGAUUUAAGGGAAAAGAAUUGGAAAGCUAUGGAUGCUGUUGCAGCAGCAGAGAAAUCAGUCAGCUGUCAGGUCAAAGAAGCAGUAGAAAGCGUUAAGAAAUCAUCAAUGAAAGAUAUGGAUAAUGAAAGAAUAGCAGCCAAGAAUCUUCUGACAUCUCUCCAUCCAGAUGUGAAAGUGGAGUCUUCACUACCGUUUGAAAAAUGGUUGGCUGAAUUCCAGAGACAAGCUAAUGUUAUGAAACCAAAGAUUGUUGAGAAUGGAGAUGCGUUCAAUGAGCUUGAGGAGUCCARAAGGGAGAUGGAGCAGUUGAAAGCAGAAUGUAGUCAUUACAAGAAUGGUCUAGAGGACACAGAAGCUAUGCUCAAAAAGCUAGAAAAUCACAUUGAGUCAGAAAUCAGUAGUUGGGAAAAGAAACUAGAAGUAGCAGAACAUGAGGCCCAGUCGGCAAAAUCAAGGAUAAGUCAAUUAGAGAAUGAUCUCAAACUAGCUAAAUCAUCAUCAGCACCACAUCUAGAAAAAAUCACUUUAUUGGAAAAAGAACUUGCACUGGCUAAAGAAAAAGAAUCAGCUGCUACAGCAAAAGUUUCAUCACUUGAGAAAGAGCUCUCAAAUUCUAGUMAUUUAGAAAAAAUCACUAAGUUAGAAAAAGAACUUUUGCAGUCAAAAGAAAAUGAAAAGAAGAUGUGUGAAUCCAACAAAAAAUAUGAAUCUGUGCAAGAAGAAUUAUCAAGGACUGUGGUACAAUUAAGUGAAGUACAAGGUCAACUAACAACACGAGAUAGUGAGGUGAAAUCCCUACGAGAAGAGAUGAAAAGAAACCAGGAAACAGGUGAAAAUUUCAAGAAAACAAUUGUGUCAUUAGAAGAGGCUUUGGCAAAAGCUAACAAUGACAUUGGGAAAUCACAGGAAUCAAUAAACAGUGACAGCCCUGAGAAGAAAAAGAAAGGCAUCAAGGGGGCAUUUAGCAAACUUACACAUGGUUCAAAGAAAGAUAAAGAAAGUAAAAUUGCAGACAAGGAAGAGGCUAAACUAAUCCAAGCCUACAAGACAGAAAUUGAAGAAUUAAAAGCAGAACUAAAGAAGGCUAAAGAAUCUGAGAUGACUAGGUCACAACAAAUUGAAAAAGAUGUUGCAGAAGCAAUGGCCGAUGGUAAAGCUGCAGCCGAAAAUAAAGUGUCAUCCAUCUAACAUUGUGGGAAGUGCCACUAAAAUUUUAUUUUCAAAAGAAUAAUAGUAAUAUUACACAGAGUAUUGUGGGAGAAACACAUAGUUUAAUAACAAAAGAUAACUGAUAUAUUGUUAUUGUUCAAUUAGCAAUUUUAAUUAAACUGCUUAUACACAGAAAGUUUUCAGGUCAGUUUUUGCAUGUAGAGAUUAGGUUUUACUCAUCAAAUUGACUUGAAGAUUAGUGAUUAGAGUAAAGAAUAAAAUGUAAUAGUCAAGUCAUAAUGCACACACUGAUAAGGAGGUACAGUGACUCCUUCAGUAAUGUAUUAGUCUAAAUUCUAGUACAUUUGUUUUUGUUAUCUCGGUAAGCUAUAAUAGUAACUUAAUUUUAAAAGUGAAAUCUAUGAAAGCUUGCCCAUCACAUGUGCAGCUUCAGUUUGUGAAAUAAACUGUUUCAUGAAAUA
This is a messenger RNA of Exaiptasia diaphana, 3802 nucleotides long. Its product is annotated as ribosome-binding protein 1. The coding region runs from base 96 to 3359 and encodes 1087 amino acids. The transcript has 27 exons. Gene Ontology annotation, cellular component: endoplasmic reticulum membrane. Lineage: Eukaryota; Metazoa; Cnidaria; Anthozoa; Actiniaria; Aiptasiidae. The record is from RefSeq and is a predicted model, not a curated record.